Spea bombifrons (plains spadefoot toad) is the source of this 1444-nucleotide messenger RNA. It is a transcript of the gene SEC14L2, whose product is annotated as SEC14 like lipid binding 2. Lineage: Eukaryota; Metazoa; Chordata; Amphibia; Anura; Pelobatidae. Gene Ontology annotation, cellular component: cytoplasm. The transcript has 12 exons. The record is from RefSeq and is a predicted model, not a curated record. Bases 105 to 1337 code for a protein of 410 amino acids.
UUACUACGGGACAGCCUGGUCACAGAAGCACAGACACACCCUGUAUUACAGAGAAGGUAGCAUCGGAGGCGGAAGAGUGUGGUGACACAUCCACAGGCGUCAUCAUGAGUGGGAGAGUGGGAGACCUCAGCCCCAAACAGCAGGAGGCCUUGGCCAAGUUUCGGGAGAAUGUCAAAGACCUGAUGCCAAAGUUGCCCCCUUAUUGUCAGGAUGACUACUUCCUGCUCCGCUGGCUGCGAGCUCGAUGCUUUAACCUGCAGAAAUCAGAGAGUAUGCUGCGAAAGCAUGUUGAGUUUCGGAAACACAUGGAUUCUGACAAUGUGUUGGAGAACUGGCAGCCUCCAGAGGUAGUACAGAAGUACCUGUCCGGAGGUCUAUGUGGACAUGACCGUGAAGGUUGUCCUAUCUGGUAUGAUGUCAUUGGGCCUCUCGACCCCAAAGGGCUUCUGUUUUCUGCUUCUAAGCAGGACCUGAUGAAGACCAAGGUGAGGGACUGUGAACUUAUGCAUAAGGAGUGCCGAAACCAGAGUGAGAAGCUGGGAAGAAAAGUUGAAGAGGUUGUGAUGAUCUAUGAUGUUGAAGGUUUGGGUUUAAAGCACCUGUGGAAGCCAGCUGUGGAGCUCUACGGAGAGGUCCUGACAAUGUUUGAAGAUAAUUAUCCAGAGGCUCUGAAGAGACUGUUUGUCAUUAAAGCUCCCAAGCUUUUCCCUGUGGCAUAUAACCUCAUCAAACACUUCCUGAGUGAGGACACCAGGAGGAAAAUCAUGGUUGUUGGAGAUAACUGGCAAGAAGUGCUUCAGAAAUAUAUUCCUCCAGAGGAACUGCCCAAAUAUUAUGGAGGGAAACUAACUGACCCUGAUGGUGACCCCAAAUGUAAAUCCAAGAUAAAUUAUGGGGGAGACAUCCCUCAAAAGUACUAUGUACGAGACCAGGUGCAACAGAACUAUGAGAACUCCGUCACCAUCAACAGGGGCUCCAGUCAACAGAUGGAGUAUGAGAUCCUCUUCCCAGGAUGUGUGCUUAGGUGGCAGUUCCAGUCUGAUGGCGCUGACAUAGGAUUUGGGGUGUUCCGUAAGACAAAAGCAGGGGAGAGGCAGAAGGCUGGAGAUAUGAUUGAGGUGCUGCCAAAUCAGAGAUACAAUGCCCACAUGGUACCUGAAGAUGGGACGCUGACAUGCGCUGAUCCUGGUACUUAUGUACUCCGCUUUGAUAACACCUAUAGCUUUAUUCACGCCAAGAAGAUCAGCUACACUGUGGAGGUCUUACUACCUGAUCGCAACUCAGAAGAAAAAAUAGAGCAGCUUGAAAAGAAGAUGGAAAGCAGCCUCAGUCUCUAAAGGAACCGUUAAAUAUGGCAUCCUUGCUUUGAAGCCCCUACAAGACCCCAAAUAGACUUGCAUGCAGGGCAUCUAGGUGUUCAUGAGUCAGCAACUUAUAGUAAAAU